Messenger RNA from Solanum lycopersicum (tomato), 922 nucleotides. Its product is annotated as aspartic protease inhibitor 1. NCBI's taxonomy places the organism in Eukaryota, Viridiplantae, Streptophyta, Magnoliopsida, Solanales, Solanaceae. Gene Ontology annotation, molecular function: endopeptidase inhibitor activity. The record is from RefSeq and is a predicted model, not a curated record.
CCGCUCUACCUAAUCCUCCGUUUCCAAGGACAUAUAUAAUUGAUUGAGUAGCUACUACAUGUUUAAAACAUGGGAGGGAAUACAUAUGACUCUAAAUAGAAGGCUUCAUUAGCGUAGAGUAAACACAAUAGAAGAAAUGAAUAUGAUGAAGUGUUUAUUUUUGUUAUGUUUGUGUUUGUUUCCCAUUGUGGUGUUUUCAUCAAGUUUCACUUCCCAAAAUCCCAUUGAAUUACCAAAUGAUUCUACUUCAGGUAAGCCAGUCCUUGACACAAGUGGUAAAGAAGUUACUAGUCAUUCGAGUUAUCGCAUUAUUUCUGCGUUUUGGGGUGCGUUAGGUGGUGAUGUGUACCUAGGUGAGUCCCCGAAUUCAGAUGCCCCUUGUCCAAAUGGUGUGUUUCGUUACAAUUCGGAUCGUGGACCUAGAGGUACACCUGUGAAAUUCAUUCCUCAUUCUGAAGGUAUGUCUGAAAAUAAACUAUUCAACAUACAAUUCGAUAUUCCUACGUUCAGAUUGUGUGUUAAAUAUACAAUUUGGAAAGUGGGAGAUUACAAUGAAACUCUAGGCGGGGUAUUAUUGGAGACUGGAGGAAGCAUAGGGCAAAGAGAUAGCAGCUAUUUCAAGAUUGUUCCAUCAAAACUUGGUUACAACUUAGUCCUUUGCGAUCCUACUCCUAUUUUCUGUCCAUUUUGCCGUAAGGGUCAGUUAUGUGUAAAUGUGGGUGUAGUUUUCCAAGAUGGAAGAAGGCGUUUGGCUCUUACUAAGGAUCAGCCUCUUGAUGUAUUAUUCGAGGAAAUCAAGUAACAAAUGUUGAAAUUUGCAGCUAGACUAUACUAGCUACCUACCUACUAUGUUGUAAAAUAAACACCUGCUAAGGGAUAUUUAGCAUGGUUUUCUAAAUAAACUAUCUUUCCUUCUCGUUUA